This is a messenger RNA of Durio zibethinus, 3635 nucleotides long. RefSeq names its product E3 ubiquitin-protein ligase RING1-like. Gene Ontology annotation, biological process: protein ubiquitination. Gene Ontology annotation, molecular function: ubiquitin protein ligase activity. Gene Ontology annotation, cellular component: cytoplasm. The record is from RefSeq and is a predicted model, not a curated record. NCBI's taxonomy places the organism in Eukaryota, Viridiplantae, Streptophyta, Magnoliopsida, Malvales, Malvaceae.
CGUUUUUUUUUUCUUUUCUUAAAAAACACCUCACAUCAAAUUUUUUUUCUCUCUGGCUGUCCCGUUGAAAGCUGAAACAUGUCAUUCGACGGGAAUGUCGACGAUGGCGGCGAUAACACCGUUGGCGCAACCAACAAGCCUUUCUUUUGCUACCAAUGUAACCGUACUGUCACUGUAACAAUCUCCCCUUCCUGUGACCCUUCUUGUCCCAUAUGCGACGAGGGCUUCCUCGAAGAAUACGAAAACCCUAACCCUAAUCAAGGCUCCGCCUUCCUAAACCCAAAUCCGAACGCGAACCUAUUCUCCGACCCCUUUUUAUCACUAUCGGAUCCGUUUGCUUCCUUCCUCCCUCUCCUUUUUUCUUCCUCUUCUUCUUCCACAACUGCGUUAUCAUCCCCAGAUUCCAUUGACCUUCAUAACCCCAGCUUAUUCCGGUCAACCCGGUCAGGCCGACCAGACCCUAUCGCUUUCGACCCAUUUACCUUCUUACAAAAUCAUCUCAAUGAUCUACGUUCAAGCGGGGCGCACAUCGAGUUCGUGAUCCAGAACAAUCCAUCCCAGCCGGGCUUUCGGCUUCCGGCAAACAUUGGGGAUUAUUUCAUCGGACCGGGCCUCGAGCAACUAAUCCAACAGUUGGCCGAAAACGACCCUAACCGGUACGGGACCCCACCUGCAUCAAAGUCAGCCAUUGAUUCGCUACCUUCGGUGAAGAUAACGAAAAAUCACUUGAAUUCGGAGUUUAACCAGUGCGCAGUUUGCAUGGAUGAGUACGAGGAAGGGGCUCAAGCGAAGCAGAUGCCCUGCAAGCAUCUUUAUCAUAAGGAUUGCAUAAUACCGUGGCUGGAAUUGCAUAAUUCUUGCCCCGUGUGUCGUCACGAGUUGCCUACAGAUGAUCCUGAUUAUGAGAGGAGGGUUCUUGGGGCACAGGGAACUGGUGGAGGUAAUGAUGGUGGCGACAAUGAGCAGAGGUCUGCAGGGGAUAAUGGGACGGUCGAGAGGAGUUUUAGAAUAUCGCUUCCUUGGCCAUUUCGGGCUCGUGGGUCAGGUUCGGGAUCAGGAGAUAAUGCGGAGACCAGGCAAGAAGAUUUGGAUUGAGAAUUGCCUUUGGUCCAUUGUUGGGCAUGGCAAAGUCCUACAAGAAUGCGGAGAAGAAAAUGAGAAUGCCUGCUAGCCAUGACAAUAUAUCGAAUUUUCUUAUGUGUGAUGAUGAUGCUUUUAGAGUCUUAGGACGUGGCAGCAUUUGGUUAACAAAUUACAUGUGUAAUUUAUGUGAAUUGAUAGGAAAGUGUACUAGUCAAAAUAAUCAAAUAUAAGCAUUCUUUACUUGGAAGCUGCAGACUGUCAAAUGUUAUGCCUGGAAGGCUUUUAGAUUAUUUGCUGCAUUUAUUGUUUGAUGUAAUGGAAACCAUGAUGCUUCCCAAACCAUCAGUAUCUUUUUUUCUUUUCAAAAUAUUUGUAAAAUAUCACUAAUUAGAGUCACUGAGCUAGAUAUAGAAUUGGAGAUUAUUAGUACUUCAUUUUAUGCGCUUACUAUACAUACAACAUGGUCAUUAUCUAUAAUAGGAGUUUAGUUGCUAUAAUUAUGAAGUUGAGAUCAAAACUCUUACAUUUUUUGUGCUCACUAGACAUAUUUAAUUCAUAUCUUAAGCGUUUGAGGGAUAGUAGAAGUAAAAGAGAGAACUUGCUUAAGCAUCAAAAGAUUUAUUGUCAGGUUCUUUCCGGAUAACCAAAUUGUGGCAUAGCCCUCGACAUAAAAAUUAUAAAAUUAUGAUAAUAAUAGAGGCUCUGUUUGGUUUUUUUCACUUAACUUUUCACACAUGCUAGCUAAUACGCAUGCGGUUACUUAUAAUUUUGCCGAUUUUGUUCAACGGUGCAUUUGUGCAUGGGAUUCUUCUGUUAGUUUUUAUUCUUCUUUAUAUGGAUGAUGGUCAUAUUGAUUUCGGAGGGUAUUAUAAGUGGUUUGUUUUCUGAACUCAAUGUUUCACAACUAUGUAGUGACUAGUAUUAUAUUUUCUGACUAGUUUUUGUCAAAAAUGUUUAUCUCAUGUUCUAUGCUUUUAGUUGGUAGAUCUUUCAAGAAUCCACCUGCACAUAUUAACUGUGAAAACGCUUGGUGGUCAAUCUUGUGGGGUUGAGGUGGUGUGAAUUAAUAUUAUAUAAAAAUUUAAUAUAGUUCUCUGAGCUUAGUAAAGGUAAAAAUCAUGGGGCCAUUGAAAGGUGGGGUAGCUGAAGCAAGAUAUGUUUUCAGAAAUAUUUUGUAGAAACAUUACAGGACCAUGUGAUUUUCUUCUGGAGUUCUGGUAACUUAUUGAGGUGUUCCUCCAACUGAAGACUAGAAGUUAGAUUAUCUUUAUGUUUAGGUAAUAUGGUAAAGGAAAAUAUGUGAAGACAUUGCGAGAGAAAAGGGGUGGUAGUGAGUGUCAGGAAUAAGAAAUAGAAACAUAAGUUCUUUAUAUAGUUCCAGUAUAUGAUUUGUGGCACUAACAUCAGAUUCUGUGGAAGAAACUCCUGUCAAGUUCUAACGUUGUGUAAGGUCUAGGUUGUGUUAUGUGUUGUUACUCAAUAUUUCUAUCUUAAGUUUGUUCCAUUAUUCAGUUUUCUGAAGAAAUUUGUGGUCCUAGUAGCUAGAGUUUUAAGCCAUUUGUAACUGGAGUUUUAAGCCAUUUGUUUUUUCCUGUGGUACAAUGUCUGGCUGAAAUGUCGUAGAUAUCUUGAUACUUAAGAGUGGCAAGUAACUUUUGAUUGGUCACUUUGCAAGUAGCUUUUGAUUGGUCACUUUCAAUGCUGUAUGUGUCUUUUUUUGCAUAACAUUCUUGCCAAUGUUAAUGUGAAUGAUUCUUAAAUCCUGUUGAAAUAUUGACAGAUAAAUCAAUCAGGAUCUGAAAUAUAAAUAUGCUUGGUUGAGUUGACAUUUUCUGAUAAUCCAUGUUACUUGAUAAGUAUACCACUUGAUGCAUCCUUCAUCCCCCAAGUGGCUAAGUCUAACCUUGUAAGGUGGUUGAACCUUGUUGUUAACUGAAAUGCUAGGCUGUGAUGGAUCUGGGAUAGGCUUAGGUUCAAUUUAUACCAGCUGAAAAAAAGUUGUAUAUCUCACAUUCCAAAAUAUAUUGAAUGUGUUUGUUAUCCGUUUCUGUAUAAAAACCGAUUGCUGCUAUCAUUCCAUACUGCUUACUGCCAAUAAAACUGUCUCCAGCCAUACUUGUUUGCGAUUUUUACUUGAUCAAAGAAUUUGGGUAUUUAGCAGAUUCAGUCUAUAGAAAGCAAUUUUAUUAUGCUAAAAAGACAUAAUGUUAAUCAUAAGGCCCACAUACUUGUGCAUACUUUAGUUGCUGGUGAAUUAAGGCUAUGCUUGAUGGAAAGGUGGAAAGGUGGAAAUAUAGGGGGAUGGUUCUGUUAUUUAACCGUUGGAGUUGGAAAUAAUCGUAGUUACAGAACAUAUGGUUUCUUUUCUUGAAUCAUUAAGUAAUCGGAGCUACCAUCUUGUGGUGGCACAUGUGUUUGUAUGGUGCAGUGGUACUUUCAUUAAAUUUUGGUGGUGCAGAUAUAUAUGUAACCUGCCUGCAUUUUCAUGGUCAAUUUGAAUGUACUUUUCUUGAAUCAUAUUUGUUAAUGGCAUCCUAACUUUGAUUGGAAUU